UGACGUGUCACUUACUGGUUGGAUGAACUGUUUAAUAUAGAACUUUUUUUUUUUUUUUACCCGAUCGUGGUUCUUUUUCUUCCUCUCUCUCGCCGUCUCGCGAAUCUCUCCGAUUGCAAGAGUUGUUUCACAAUCAGUUGGAAUCGGAGGAGAUUGAAUAUGGAGGAGAUUGAAUCGAUUGGUCAUGGGAAUUUCACUCUAUGACAUUGAUGAAGAGACUCGUGUGCUUCCUCCCUUUGAGACAUAGCCUGGGUGAGGUUCUCCAUGCUCCCAACGUGAUGAAUAUGAUCAAAGAUACAAAAGCAGCAAAAGAGGUCAAAGCUCUCAACGAUUUCCACACCAUGCUUUCAAAUGAUGCAGAUCGUGCAUGCUAUGGACCAAAACACGUGGAAGUUGCUCAUGAACGAAUGGCAAUCCAAACACUUCUCAUUACGGACGAGCUUUUCAGGAAUUCUGACGUGAAAACAAGGAAGCAGUAUGUGAAUUUGGUGGAGUCGGUGAAACAUUCGGGAGGAGAGCUUUUAUAUUUUCUGUGAUGCAUGUGUCAGGGGAACGUAGCAUUGAUCCUUUUCAGCUCUUUGACAGAAACGAUUGGGAACACAUUUAGGCCAUACUUUGCCGACUUGCAGGCUCUUCUUCUCAAGUGUAUGCAGGAUGAAAGCAGUAGUCGAGUCAAAUGUACAUUUAGGCCAUAUUCUACUUUAAUUUCUUUAACUUUUUUUAAACAAAAUUUCAAAUUAAGAGAUUCAAAAUAAGAACCCAGGGAAAAAUUGUAAUUAUGCUUCCCAAAGUUCUUAUUCAACUAAAAGUACAUCUCAUAUUAAUUCAAAA
This is a messenger RNA of Camelina sativa (false flax), 831 nucleotides long. Its product is annotated as protein PELOTA 1. Gene Ontology annotation, cellular component: cytoplasm. The record is from RefSeq and is a predicted model, not a curated record. Gene Ontology annotation, biological process: nuclear-transcribed mRNA catabolic process, no-go decay; nuclear-transcribed mRNA catabolic process, non-stop decay; ribosome disassembly. NCBI's taxonomy places the organism in Eukaryota, Viridiplantae, Streptophyta, Magnoliopsida, Brassicales, Brassicaceae.